Cladophialophora immunda is the source of this 2707-nucleotide messenger RNA. RefSeq lists its product as uncharacterized. The record is from RefSeq and is a predicted model, not a curated record. Gene Ontology annotation, molecular function: hydrolase activity, hydrolyzing O-glycosyl compounds. NCBI's taxonomy places the organism in Eukaryota, Fungi, Ascomycota, Eurotiomycetes, Chaetothyriales, Herpotrichiellaceae. The transcript has 2 exons. Bases 811 to 2163 code for a protein of 450 amino acids. Gene Ontology annotation, biological process: glucan catabolic process.
UGAAAGAUGAGACACCCCCCGCCUUGACGUGUUUUCCUCGGUCUGAGGUGUUUUGGGACAGCAGGGCUCUCUGAUAAGACAUGAGCCAAGAAGACAUGACAAGCUCCCAACCCCGGUUGUCGGCGAGAUGGCCUCGGCCCGCAUUCUUCAGGAAGAGCGAGAGUGACAUGCUCGCCACCGAGUACUGGGACCCUGUCGUCGCGGAAGAUAGUUUGAGACACCCUGCCUCAACUCGACCAGUUCUACAAGCGUGUUUUGCGCCUGGCCACCGUCUGCGACGUCGUUCUACCAUUGGCCGAACGAGCUAGCAUGCGAACCUAGCGCCAUCGUGUUGUCGUGCUGCGGCGAGUCUGGCCUCGCUUGAUGACCUUAGCGUCGAUCCCCCGGCCUCUCGCCAAUCUUCAAGGUUUGCGCCUGGCAGGAUUCCCAGCCUCCAAGGGCGACAACCCUAGAGCGGGCCUCAGUCUGAGCAGGAACCAACUGUGUCGUUGCCCUGACACUCCUCUCUCCACUUCUAUACCUGUUCUCUACUCUUGUUGGUUGUUCUGGUGACCACAUAUCCUUGACCCGCCGUUCUAAGGCUGGUGAAGUGUCAACAAAAGCCUCCCCCAGCACGCCGAUUUCUGUUCCUUAGCUGCCUGCGCUUCAUCCAUCUUCACCAGCCACGCCUGUUAUACAGCUCGUUUCGAAGAUGGAAGCAUCAUUAUAUAACGGUGCUGUUCUUUUGUUUCAUCAUGGCGUUUCUCAUUCCAUUCUUCCAAGAAGACAUUACUGGUUUUCGCGUCCUUUACACGAAACCGACAGCCCAAAAUGCACGCCUCAGUCACUACUCUUGCCAUCCUGGCAUCUGCGGCUUCCGCGGCCUACGUUUUAGAAGAUGACUACUCCUCCUCGUCAUUUGCAGACAUGUUUGAUUUCUUCACGGACAACGAUCCGACGAACGGCUACGUUAACUACAUUUCCUACGACGAAGCACAGAGCUCUGGCCUGUACAAGAUCGACAACGGGAGCGUCUACAUGGGCGUCGACUCCCUCACCAUUGCCAACGGUCGUGGUCGUGACAGUCUUCGACUGAGUACCAAGAAAUCAUACAAUCACGGCCUGAUUAUCCUCGAUCUUGCACAUAUGCCAGCCGGUGCAUGUGGCACUUGGCCGGCCUUUUGGAUGCUUGGCCCGGACUGGCCCAACAAUGGAGAAGUUGACAUCAUCGAGGGAGUAAACAGUCAAACAUCGAACAACAUGGCAAUGCACACGGAUGCAGGAUGCACAAUUACCAACACAGGAGCUUUCUCUGGUACCCUUGAGACCGAUGACUGUGAUACCACUGCCCCUGAUCAGCCCAGCAACGCCGGUUGUUCCAUGCGCAGCCAAGACACAACCAGCUUCGGUAACGGUUUCAACUCCAACGGCGGUGGCGUCUACGCGACCGAAUGGACAAGCGAGGCCAUCAGCAUCUGGUUCUUCCCCAGGAACGCCAUCCCCUCCGAUAUCUCAAGCGGCAACCCCGAUCCGUCGGGCUGGGGUCUUCCUCAAGGCCAGUUUACUGGUGGUUGUGACAUCGACGACAAGGUCAAGGAUCAACAAUUGGUCUUUGACGUUACCUUCUGCGGCGACUGGGCGGGCCAGGUCUGGAGCACCGACGCCACUUGCUCGACCUUGGCAUCCACUUGCCAGGACUUUGUGCAAAACAGCCCUGCAGCCUUUGUGGAUACGUACUGGCUCAUCAACAGUCUGCGGGUAUAUACCGAAAACGGUGCAGCACCAACGUCCACUUCGACUACCUCAUCUACAUCCACGUCCGCCACUCCCACCUCAUCCGCGACAACUUUCCUCACUUACACAUCCUCCAGUGCGCCAGCUGUUUCGACGCAAAGCGUGGCAGCGACCAGCGCCUCAGCCGUAACUACUCCAAGCUUCACCCCUGCGGCUACCCAGACUUCUUUGCCAACCACUUUCACCACUGCAGCUCCAUCCGCAUCUUCUCCAUGGCCUUCAUCGGGAGCCUGGAGCGGCGCGCCUUGGAAUACUGCUUCCGCCGGUAAUGGUGGAUGGAACAAUGGCAACUGGGGCGGGUCAAACAAUUGGGGUGGCUGGAACAAUGGAGACAACGGCAACAACGCCGCGCCCGGGGGAAACCGUGGCGCCAAUGGCUGGAGGAGUUGAUUUGAACAAACGACCGACUGAAACAUCGCACGACUUUUGACGAUGGACGAAUUCUUAUUACGCAGCAACAUUUGAUACCUCAGAAAGAAAGAGGGAUACACAGCAUCAUGUUUACGACGCAACGAUAACAUCAUACGACAAGAACAUUGUACAAGGGGAAAGGAUCGCUCUACCUGAUAGGGGAACAGCAAAUGGGACCGGAAAUAGACAAAAGGGGGAAAGGGGAAACCAGCGAUAUUACGACUGGGAAUAGAAAGGACUGACAGAACGAUAUCGGGACAGCAUUGAGAUACCCCAAUCUGGAAAACGGACGGAGGCGAAUUUUUGACCCCCUUGGGUUCUCAUCAUUUGCGGAGGAGUUUCAGGCGCUUUUGGGCCCAAUGGGUAUAUACGCAUCUACACACCUCGGCAGGAUGGGUGUGUUGAUUGGGUUUGGGGUUCUAUAAUAUACUUGAGCGCUUGAGCAUAGUUCAGCGAGGCUAGGUAGCGAUACCGUGGAGUUGUAUACUCGACACUCCUAGAAGAUUUAUAAUCUUGAUCUUCC